Knipowitschia caucasica is the source of this 690-nucleotide messenger RNA. The record is from the annotation of a GenBank genome assembly. NCBI's taxonomy places the organism in Eukaryota, Metazoa, Chordata, Actinopteri, Gobiiformes, Gobiidae.
AUGGACAGUGUGCUGAGGGGGACCAGCUGGCAUUCGCGCUUCAUAUUGAGCUCACAACUACGCUCUGUGCGUGGCGUCUUGCAGGGUCAACUGAGGACACCUCCCGCAUGUUUGGUGUGCGUGUUGUCACAUACCAUUACGGUGGGGCACCCGGUUCUACGCGCCUCCUGCGCUGGGUCUCUAGGUGAGCGCUUCACGCAGAGGAUUCAUGGUCCAGUCUUCUCGAGCCUCUCCUUUUCUCUUCUCCUGAGUUGCCUUGGCUCAUGUUUUCCUGCACAUAAUGUGGAUCAGAAAACUCCCCCUCCUCAAAAUUACACAGGAGUCUGUAGUUUAGCUCCUGAGGCUGUAUGCAGAGCGUACAUGCCCAUAUAUAUUGUCGUGCUGCUCCUUAACUCAAUUCAACAGAGGUUUGUCGGCUUCCCCCAGAGACAGGGCCGUGUAGAGCAAGUAUCUACAAACUUUACUACAACCCAGAGAUGCAGAGACGUGAGCCCUUUCUCUACAGCGGUUGUCAAGGCAACGCCAACCACUUUGACUCUGUUGAAGCGUGUCAGUAUCUGUGUCAUCCCGAGGGCAGCGACGAGAAUACUGCCGCCCAAACUACAACAAGCAGAAGAAGGUCUGACAAAGGAUGCACGGAUCUUUCCAAUUGUCCCUGGAUUCGCAUCCCUGUCGGAACAGAUUCACUGA